AAAAUAUAAACAAUAGCGUUAAUGAGAAAUUAAAAUAUCUCUAUAUUCCUGGUACGGGGUUUUUGGACGGGAGCGGGAGCGGCGUAGAAGAUUUACCUACCACCACGGAAUUCACUGAUACUUCAGGAAUGCAUGUAUACAGGCACCGACUUAGAUUACAUCUAAUCUAAUUCCGUGAUACAGGGUACAGAUUUAGAAUGUUGAAGACAGGUAUGACACAGGGAUAGCAGACUUGAAUGCUUCCACUGUGUCAGAUGAUACGGCUGAAUGAGGGAGAUGAUUUCAUUGACUGAUGGUGCGAGGAUAGAAGGAAAAUGUAUACGUAUCUUUUGUGGUCUGUGUGGCUGGAUCUGGUUCUACUGUCAGCUGGUAUUAAAAGUGACAUAGAAAUAGAUGGUGGAACUAUUUGCAAUGCAACACAAAAUUUCGAGUCGGAUUUGGGAAGUGAUGAUCUUGAUACUGAUUGUGCACCACAUAUCGAACAUAGAUCUACACAUUUCCAUGCAGCACAUUUUCCAUCAAAAGUCCAAGGGCACGUUUCUGAGGUCUUUGACUCCGGUAUUGGGGAUAGUUUGAAAAGCCAGGAUUUAGGAAAGCAUUUCCAGGAUAUGCAAAUUUAUGAUUCUUACAAUGAGGAGCCCGAGACGAAGUGUCGUGAGGUAAACAAUGAGACCCGUGCUGAACCUGCGGAGUAUCGUCCCACCACUCAAGAGGAAAUUGUGUACGACCAGGACGAAGAAGGGGACACGCAACUUCAUUUGGCCAUUAUCCAGAAAAUACCAGUACUGUGUCUGUACUUCAUCAAUCUUGUCCCUCAAUUCUAUCUCCUGAAUAAGCAAAACAAUUUGAUGCAGACACCCCUCCACCUGGCAGUGAUGACAGGAAUGGCGGACAUUGUGAGACGUCUGAUUGUGGCAGGAGCUGAUAUAACGCUUCGUGAUCACAGGGGCGACACCCCUCUGCACAUAGCGUCAAGAAAUGGUGACAAAGAGAUCGUCAGAUUGCUCUUAGAUCCAGUGUCCUAUGAGGAAACGCUGCAAAAUUCAUACAAGAUCCCAUACCAAAAAAUUCCACAAAAUUUGGAGCUUAGAAAUUAUAAUGGCCAGACGUGUCUACAUGUAGCUGCAGAGGGUACAUUUUUAGAAGCGCUACAUUUGCUACUGUGCAAAGGAUCCAACAUCAAUACAAUGGACGGUAAAAGUGGGAGGACAGUAUUACAUUAUGCAGCAGAAACUAACAACAGACAUCUCUUGGAGUUUCUCCUCCAAAACUAUAAGGUCAAGGUUAAUGCAAGGACGUAUGGAGGUCAGACACCUCUGAUGCUUGCCCAAGGUCGAACACACAAUGCUGUUGUCCAGAGGCUGAUGCAGGCUGGAGCAGUGUUUGAACAUCCACAGGAAGAUUCCGACAGUGAUGAUGAUAUGGAUGAGUCUUCUACGUAGCUAUGAUAUUAUGUCCAGCCCUGGACAUAACAUGUAAUCCUUCUCAAGGUCAUUGCACAGUUCAAGGACAAAGAGAGGUCGGGCUACCUGCAGCAUGACAACCCACCUCUGUAACCCAGCAGAGCUAGGUAGCCUCCAGCACAGCCAAGCUGAAAGACGGCCGGAGGGAUUCAGCGUCCAGGAAAAUAUUGCCAGUCAUGACAAUUUGUCUGUAGUUCUGAUUGUUUUAUAUUUGUUCUACAUUGCAAAAUGUUCUGUGGCAACUGUAUUUUAGACCAUGCCACCAUAGUUUAAAACAAGAAUAACUACAUGAUUAGUCAAAUCACUGCAAUAAAGUAUCAUUAAUCAGACCAAAAGGAACAUGAUUCAUCUUCGACUGAAAAGUGACAACAUUUAAUCUUUAUGGUAAUCAGAGCACUGAUCAUGAGAGAAGAUCACAAAUUACUUCAUAACAGACAACCAACUAUAAAUUUAUUGUGUCUGUGCACUUGGAUACACAAAGAACUGAUUCAUCAGGACAUGGAUACACAAAGUACAGUUUUUCACUAGGACACAAAGAACAGUGAUUUACUAGGACAUGGAUACACAAAGUACAGUGUUUUAUUAGGACAUGGAUACACAAAGAACAGUGAUUUAUUAGGACAUGGAUACACAAAGUACAGUGAUUCAUUUGGACAUGGAUACACAAAGUACAGUGAUUUAUUAGGACAUGGAUACACAAAGUACAGUUUUUCACUAGGACAUGGAUACACAAAGAACAGUGAUUUACUAGGACAUGGAUACACAAAGUACUGUGAUUUAUUAGGACAUGGAUACACAAAGAACAGUGAUUUACUAGGACAUGGAUACACAAAGAACUGUGAUUUAUUAGGACAUGGAUACACAAAGUACAGUUUUUCACUAGGACAUGGAUACACAAAGUACAGUGAUUUACUAGGACAUGUAU
Mizuhopecten yessoensis (Yesso scallop) is the source of this 2388-nucleotide messenger RNA. RefSeq names its product NF-kappa-B inhibitor alpha-like. The coding region runs from base 315 to 1442 and encodes 375 amino acids. Gene Ontology annotation, molecular function: protein binding. The record is from RefSeq and is a predicted model, not a curated record. Lineage: Eukaryota; Metazoa; Mollusca; Bivalvia; Pectinida; Pectinidae. The transcript is spliced from 6 exons.